AUGUUCUUUCUCUACAUUGUGGUAGCAGCGGUUCUGCGGUAUACGCUGGCAUUUUCCCCUUCGUUUCUACCCUGCCAAGUGAAGAAGCCUGCAUCCCAAUCAACACUUACCGGUUGUCCUCCCGGGACUAUAUUGGUGUCGAACGAUGAUUUUGAUCCCGAUGCAUCGUUCAGCAGUAUCCAAGAUGCGAUUUUGUCACUACCGGAUCUGGGACACGCUACAAUCUUAAUUGCAGAAGGACAGUACCAAGAGACUCUCAACGUCACUCGUAAAGGGCCUCUAACACUUUUGGGCCAACUGCCAGCGGGGUCUACGAUAGCAUCAUUCGCCAACGGGUCGGCUUCGAACCUUGUCCAGGUAUGGAACAACCAGUUCGUGCACACUGGAAUGGAUGACGCCGACUCCGCAGUGCUGACCGUCGCGCCCUCGUACGAGGCUGCGUUGAUUGGUUCCGGUCCUACCGGCGCUCCUUUACAGCCGCUCUUUGGAAACACAGACUUCAGGGCAUAUAAUAUCGAUUUUCAGAACCGUGCAGCGAACUUUGCUAUUUCGCAAGCGCUGGUGACAGAUAUUUCCUACGCAAACGCUUCUUUCUAUGGAUGCUCGUUUGCCAGCUAUCAGGAUACGUGGUAUACCGGCAGAAAUGGAAGCACGUACGUCUUCGAUAGCGUCAUAUACGGACAAACGGAUUAUCUUUUCGGGUUCGGCACUGCCUGGUUUCAGAAUGUUGUUCUUGCCAAUCGCGCGUGCGGUGGCGGUAUUGUCGCGUGGAAGGGUACUAAUUUAACAGAUGCACCCGGAAACCGGUAUGGUGCAUACAUUUCUGACUCUCGGAUCAUUCGAUCUCCCGAUGCGAAUGCGACUACCGACAUAACCGAGAGGUGUUACCUUGGGCGGCCUUGGAAUGACCUCGCCACUACUGUGUUUCUGAGUACCUUCAUGGAGAACGUCAUCCAGCCCGCUGGAUGGACUCCCUUCAGUUCGGACAGGUACGAUCGGAUAGUCCCAUUGAUCUUUGCUGACGAGCAACGCGAUCGCAGACCCGAGAUUCUGAAUACAACGUUCUAUGCGGAAUUCAACUCUUCAGGCGAGCCGUCUCUUUCCCUCUCGCUUGCCUGUAUCUCAAUCAUCUAUACAGGACCCGGGGGCAAUACUUCUGCUCGCAUUUCCCUGGAACAUAUUUUGACCGCUGAUGAAGCACGAAACUUCACGGGUGAUAAGGUCUUCUUGGAGCGUCCAUCCUGGAUCGAUCACUCGUACCUGUCGUCCUUUGAGCAGUAG
Molecule: messenger RNA, 1281 nt
Organism: Desarmillaria tabescens
Lineage: Eukaryota; Fungi; Basidiomycota; Agaricomycetes; Agaricales; Physalacriaceae
Product: pectin lyase-like protein
Exons: 8
Coding region: 1-1281 (426 amino acids)
Biological process (GO): cell wall modification; pectin catabolic process
Molecular function (GO): pectinesterase activity
Source: RefSeq, a predicted model, not a curated record